GGAAAGAGGGAAGGAAUUGAAUUUGUAAAUAUAAUACCCGCAUAAAGGGGAAAGCUGCACGGUGUUCCUGCCAGUGUUUCAUCUUGAAUAACGCUCUUCGCGCGUGAAACUGCCUCGUGUCAUAGACGAUUAAAAGGAAAGUGAACAGUGCAGCGUGAAAAAAAAGGAACGAAAGGGCCCGUUAGAGAUGCGUGAAAAACGGGAUUUUUAAUAUGUCAAAAGUGAGGUCAAAGCGAGCACGGGAACACUGGAAUUCGAAGGAAACGCGAAAGAAGAUUAACCCGCCGUAAAUGUUUGACGCACAGCCUUUCGCGUCGUUCCCAUGAAAUCAGGGAAUAAUGGAGUUAAACAGUUCGACCGUUGCGAUUCUUGCAUCGUUCUCUGAAGGACCGAUAAUACGUUUUUAAUUAUUCCAUGAUUAGUCCAGUGGUAAAUUCUAGACAAAGGUUUCUCUCAGAUCAGCUUCGAUGAAAGAGGAUUAUUUUUAAACGAAAAUGAGGAGGCAAUCGAACAGCCCAAGCCUAAACGCAGGGAGUAGCAUUGGCGAACCACAAAUCAUUGUGGAGGAAAGCACGCUAGGCGAAGAGGAAGCGGAAGGGCGUAGAAACGAGUCACCUCCGCGAUCUCUCGAUCCAGAUUUGCCAUCCUUGAAUCCUGAUCUAUUGUACCCAUGGAGGGAGACCAGGAAACACUCUUUGCCGACACCACAAUGCACUUCCGGCAUAACUGCGUCUCAGGUGAGGCGAUUAAGCGAGCGCGGCGCCGAAGGGUCAGGACCAUCGCCGAGGGAGGCCGCUUUCCUGGCGACUCUGUCUCAAGCGCCGGCUCCUCAACCCGGCGGCAGAAGACAUUCGGUCGUAACGAUUUCUAAAGUGCCGCCAUCAACAUUAUUCGGCCGAAAUCGCCGCGAAUCUAUCGCCGCAUUUCCUAUGGGGGGUGCCAGAAUAUUGCCCAGCCGGCGUGACUCGAAGUCUGGUUUAUCAGGACCACCGAGCAACAGCGGGAGCACUCAUAAUCUUCAACUAGACAUUAUGGACAAUAUUGCGGAAAUUAAACCGAGAAAGGUUCGUCUGGUAAUGUACAAAACGUCGACGGAGCAGGUGUGCGAGGUUCAGCCGUUAGAAGGCAACAGUUCCUCGCAACGUUACACUCAGUACCAGAAGACGUCGCCUCUGCAAAGACGAAGCUCGGAUAUCCCGCGAGCCAUGAGUUCGUCCGUUUCCGGGACAACAGGUAUCGUCUGCUCGAACACCGAUCUGAUAUCGAUCCUGAGCUCGUUAGCGUCAUCGGCAACGGAGAUCAACCGGUGCGGGGAGGACGUGUCUGGCUCGCAGGAAGAGAGCAAGGGCUGGUCCGGGAAGACGACCGAGCAAAAGCGAAAUCGAUUAAAGAGUUUCCGCUCGAACAGCUUCGACGUGUUGAUCCUACAGGAAGCCAAAGAGAAGCUCGCAGAGUCCUCGAAGGUGGCCGCGUCCACCCUCAUGGCGCCCUCCAAUUGGUUCACCAAGAGGCACCAGCCGAUGUCGAAAAAACAGAAACCGGAGAGCUCAUUCGCGACCAGCUUGAACUUUAAACUCGAUAAACCGAAGGUUGUGAAAGCAGUGAAGGAGACGCUCGGUAAAACCGCGGCUAUAGGGGACCUCAGACACAAAGUUGUCUGGGAUGAUACCAGCGGCACAAAAGUGGACGCACAGGUAUUAGGUAGCGCGAUUGAGAAAAUACUAACAGCGCAAAAGGGAAGUGAUUCAGAAGCGUCCGGAUCAACCGGGAAACCAUCGGUAUCACCGAACAAACAAAAGGCUAGCAGCAAAGUAACCAGCUGGUUCUCUGGAAAUGCGAAGGAACAAGAACAAAACGAAUCCUGCGAGCAAUCGAUCUGUUCGUCGCUAAAAGAUCUCUUCGUUAAGUAAUGAGCGAAUACAUCGCUCAAUAAUUGGUCUAGAGACUAACACGACCUAAUAACUAAUGUUAUUAACCAUUGAUCCUAAUUUAUUGUAUUGUAAAUAAUUACUUUGUCCGUCAAUGCCUGGUGGAACCCAAAAUAUCAUGUUGAAUUAUCGGGAUUGAUUUUCUUUGUCACAGUCUACAGGGUAACUCAAAAGUAAGGUCUAAUGAACGUGGGUCCUAAAAUGGUUUGUCAUGUCGUCGCAUGCUUUUGGAUUCGUGUAUAUUAUUGCCGUUUUAAUAA
Nomia melanderi (Alkali bee) is the source of this 2188-nucleotide messenger RNA. RefSeq lists its product as uncharacterized. The record is from RefSeq and is a predicted model, not a curated record. Lineage: Eukaryota; Metazoa; Arthropoda; Insecta; Hymenoptera; Halictidae.